Letharia columbiana is the source of this 549-nucleotide messenger RNA. RefSeq lists its product as uncharacterized. The transcript is spliced from 2 exons. The record is from RefSeq and is a predicted model, not a curated record. Lineage: Eukaryota; Fungi; Ascomycota; Lecanoromycetes; Lecanorales; Parmeliaceae. The coding region runs from base 1 to 549 and encodes 182 amino acids.
AUGCGCCAGGGGUUCUCCAUAGAUACGAACGGCUUUUCCAAUGGUCUGGGAAGCAAUCAGUGCGAAAGGGGAGAUUCCCAUGUGUACGAGUACGAACGAACAAAAAAUCACGGUAUCGUUACUGAACGUAUUGGAGUGAACGAAUCGGUAAUUUUGACGAUCUACGCACACAUUGGGGCACUGAAAGCAGAGUCAACUCGGAAAUUUAGGGCGCUCCUUGAUCAACACGAGAUCUCCUUGAAUGCCAUUGUGAUGAUCGAUCCUCUCACGGCAUUGUCCCUGAGUGGCAAUGUCGUUCAUUUUGUCCAAUUCGGGUGCAAACUCGCCGUAAGGGCUUAUGAGGUUUACUCAUCAAAACCUGGCACAUCCGAGGAGAAUCUGGAGAUGGAGGGUGUUAUAUCUCGACUUGUUAGGACUGUGCAUGAUCUUGAGAGCCGUCUAGCUUCGGUGGGCCCUUCAACCUUUUCAGACUCGAUUUCGAAGCCAUCUCUACGAUUGCAGGAGAUUGCAGACACGUGUAAAAUGAUAGGCGAGGAUACUCUACGUUGA